CCGUCGCGCCCCGCCCGGCGCGGCCCGAACGCGCGCACUGGAAGUGUGCAGGCGCCUCCGGGUGGCAGAGGCGGGAGACAGCCGGAGAGCCGGUAGGGGGCUUCGAGAAGGAAGCCACGGCAGCGCCCCCAUCCGGUUUUGGAACCACCAGGAGGAAGUGGGCCAUUCAACCUCUCGUUGCCACAAUGCUGGCCACCCGCCUCUCCAGACCCCUGUCACAGCUGCCCGGAAAAACCCUAAGUGUCUGUGAUAGAGAAAAUGGAGCAAGACGCCCACUGUUGUUUUGCUCUGCCUCCUUUAGCCCAGUGAGCCGGACAUAUGCUGGUGAGGUGGACCCGGUUGGCAGCAAAGCUGUCCUGGUCACAGGCUGCGACUCUGGAUUUGGGUUCUCCUUGGCCAAACACCUGCAUUCAAAAGGCUUCCUUGUGUUUGCUGGCUGCUUGAUGAAGGACAAAGGGCAUGAUGGGGUCAAGCAGCUGGACAGCUUGAACAGUGACCGCCUGAGAACUGUCCAGCUCAAUGUCUGCAGCAGCGAGGAGGUGGACAAAGUGGUGGAGCUUGUCCGCUCGAGCCUGAAGGACCCUGAGAAAGGGAUGUGGGGCCUAGUUAACAACGCGGGCAUCUCAACAUUCGGGGAGGUGGAGUUCACCAGCAUGGAGACAUACAAGGAGGUGGCAGAAGUGAACCUCUGGGGCACAGUGCGGACAACGAAAUCCUUUCUGCCCCUCAUCCGAAGGGCCAAAGGCCGCGUCGUCAACAUCAGCAGCAUGCUGGGCCGCAUGGCCAACCCCGCCCGCUCCCCAUACUGCAUCACCAAGUUUGGGAUAGAGGCUUUCUCUGACUGCCUGCGCUACGAGAUGCACCCGUUGGGUGUGAAGGUCAGUGUGGUGGAGCCUGGCAACUUCAUCGUUGCCACCAGCCUCUACAGCCCUGAGAGCAUCCAGGCCACUGCCAAGAAGAUGUGGGAUGAGCUGCCUGAGGUCGUGCGCAAGGACUACGGCAAGAAGUACUUUGAUGAGAAGAUUGCCAAGAUGGCGACCUACUGCAACAGUGGUUCCAGGGACACGUCCCCUGUCAUUCAUGCUGUCACACACGCCCUGACCGCCGCCACCCCCUACACCCGCUACCACCCCAUGGACUACUACUGGUGGCUGCGAAUGCAGAUCAUGACCCACUUGCCUGGAGCAAUCUCCGACAUGAUCUACAUACACUGACAGUUUCACUGGGGCCGCUCUGGGGGAGCCCCGGUGGGAGGGAGGGCGGAAGAGAGAAGCUCAUAUGGUGAGCCCCACCUGAUUAUUCACUCGUGCAUUAUCACUGCCCCAAGGGAGCCCAUUACUAGUUCUAGCGUUAACCAGAGGGAAUAACCCCGCCUGACUUGUUUGCCUUCACAGACAGGGUGUAUACCGGCAGGCAGGGGCCCCUAAACCUCAGGGCAAACAUGGUGCAUCCGUCUGCCUGGAAUUGAUUUCCUACAAAGACUUUGGGAAAACAUCUUUAUAUUAAAAACAGAUUUAUUAUA
This is a messenger RNA of Lemur catta (Ring-tailed lemur), 1522 nucleotides long. It is a transcript of the gene BDH1, whose product is annotated as 3-hydroxybutyrate dehydrogenase 1. Lineage: Eukaryota; Metazoa; Chordata; Mammalia; Primates; Lemuridae. The coding region runs from base 186 to 1214 and encodes 342 amino acids. Gene Ontology annotation, molecular function: oxidoreductase activity. The record is from RefSeq and is a predicted model, not a curated record. The transcript is spliced from 7 exons.